AGAUUACUGGAUUAUGGCAACUCCGAACAAUUCGCGUGCGAUUUGCGUCCUAUCGCUGUAGCAUUUAUUUUGCUGAUAAUUUUAUGGAAUACAAAAGUAAUUUUAAGCAGGAAUUAAAUUUACUUCUAAUAUGAUGUGCAGUGACUCGUUAAGAUAGCAAACAGUGUACUGUUGUCACGGAAUCAGUCAAAAUGACCCCUGAGUUCACGGCUGCUAUUGCUAGUACAUUGUGAUAUUACCCAAUAUGGGAAAGAAAUUACAAAUAAUUUAGCAAUUAGACGUGUUUAUAUAAUUUAUUUAGUUAAAGUACAACGCUGGUGAACCGUUGACUGUUUGUUGUAGAUCAGUUUAAUGAAUUAUGGUUACAAAUGGUCAUUUUAAAGUCAUUGAACCUAUGCGCGGCGUGGUGACACUGUGCAGUGACUUGUGAAUCGGAAAUAUGUAAAUAAACAUGAACGAUAUAAGCUUGAAAAUAGUGGAAUCUCCGAAGAGCCACGGUGGUGUUGAUGUGUCUCCGACAGGGGAUACAAGUGCUGAGAAUGAGGUUGAUCCGUUGGCAAUAGACGAAGGUGAACUCGAGAGAGUCAAGGAGCCGGUAUCGCAGGAAGCGGUGCUCGAGAAAGUUGACGAGGAAAAGGCGGGAAACUGUGAUGAUAAUGCCAAAGAAGAAAAUAUAAGUGAGAGCCAGACUGGAAGUAGUGAUAGUAUUGUAAAUGCCCAGCCUGAGAAACCUGAGAAUGCUAAUGAGAAUUUGAAGCAAGAGAGGAGUAGUAGUAGCCCCCCUGUGCUUGCAAAGACUCCGACUCCUGAUCCGCCUAAACCACAGAAUGAACCAGCUCCCACCAUUGAACCAAUUCCAAGUACCAGUAAGGCUCCAGAUGUAAUUGAGAAACCGGUUGCUUUAGACAAAGCGGUUGUAGAACCAGUGGUCCCAGUAAAAGAACCUGUUUCUGAGAAAGAGGAGCUUAUGGUGGUUGAGGAACCAAAGAAAUUGGAACCAGAGGUUGAUGCGGAGAUGACUGAAGUGGUUACAGUUGAAGAGAAGACAGAACAAAAAGUGGAGAAAUCUAAACCAAAGUCGGUGAAUGGGGAUGUUGUAGCUAAGGAGGACCAAGGUACAAAGAGACGGCCAAGCGAAGACGUGGACACGGAAUCACCUCUGAAGAAGCUGUGUCAAGAGGUAGAGAAGACGUUUCCCCAACACGACACGAUGAUCAACGACUACAUACAGAGAGCCACGAAGAACAACGUAGACGAACUACAGAGGCAUACAGAACAGUUGCUAUCCGAGAUACAAACGCUCAGAGAACUUGCGCAGAAAAAGGAACACGAGUGGAACAACAUUCUUCAUCUCAAAAAAGUCAAAGAAGAAAUCCUACUCCGACUCCUAAGGCGAAAACAGGUUUUAAAUUACGAAAAAUCUCAAGAAGUUAACGGCGGUGAUAGGGAUCGGGAUCCAUUCGAAUAUCUUAAUAAUCAAGCAAAGAAUUUAGCUAUAGAUAAAAGUGAUGAGAUUUCUGGGUUGUCGCUGAAGCAGCCGGGGACGUCCAUGGCUCCGAUGUUGCCGACCCCUAUCAUGGCGAGCACUUCCCACUUCAAUCCCAUGGCGGGGUUACCGCCGCCUUACGACAAGGCGCACAUGUCUAUGCCGAAACCAGUAUUCCCUCAACAGAUGAUGAUGCCCGGUCACAUAACUGGGUUCCCAAGAGACAUGAAUGGUCAGUUACCUGCUAGUUUUGGCCUUCCUAUGGGUCGGCAAGGGCCUACAAAAGACGUUAAAUCCAUUAUAGCAGACUAUAGGCAAAGGAAUCCAGAAGUUACACCAAGAAGAGGUCGGAGGAUGAAGUCUAUAUUAAAUCCUAAUAUGAUGAAUGCUCCUAGACCGAUAGCGCCGAAAGUAGAUAAUUUGAACAACUUGAACAAUAUCAAUAUGCUGUUCAACAAUCUGGACAUGAACCAAAAAGCCAUGCUAGAACGUCUACAACAGUUCCAAGCUAGUAGCCUACCAAACGGGCUCUCGUUCAAAGACGUGCUCGUCCAGUUCGCCAAUAUGCAGCAGGCCAGUGCAGGCCUCAUCCCCAACCGACCACCGGAGACCAUCACCACUAGGCCUGAACACCAUAUAAGGCCCGAGGGAAGAAGGAGACAGGAGAGAACUCACGAAGAUGUUCACGUAUCUGUCAAGCAACAAGAGAGACUCGCCUCUCCGAGCCCCAGGCUGCCCCCACCCCCACCAUAUCCCGAAAUUUCCCUACUACCCGUCACCACCAGCCAGGCUGAAACAACACAACAAAACUCCCUACUCCACGGCAUCCUCACGAAGAACUGUGGAGAGAUCACGAUAACUCCGGUGCAGCCCGCUCCGACGGCUGAACCGCAGCCUGAGAAGCCAGAGGAAGUCGUCCAGCUCGACGAUGAAGAAAGCCCGGCGUCAGAAGGCGAGGCAUCGGGCUCUCCAUCCGGUUCGGGUUCAGGACGCCUUGUAAUAGACGAGGGCGGUGGCGAAGCCCCGACCGAGAGUGCGGCAGACCAAGCGGACACGAACGAAGACACACCCCUGUGUCAGGGCUGUCGACGGAGAGACGCGCAAUUUGUUUGUGCUGGCUGUGCUAACCAGUGGUACUGUAGUAGGGAUUGCCAGGUCGCAGCAUGGGACGAGCACUCAGACAUGUGCUCCGGAUAGCCGCCUAAAGUAUGACGGAAGCCGCGUUAGUAAGUAUAUUGUAGUUGUAUACAGAGUGACAGUCUACGCACCGAGUAUAUACAUAUAUACAUGAUACAUGUAUUGUACAGUAACGGCGCUUGCGAGUCUCAAAUUUAAAUAGACAUUUGCCUUAAUUCGAAUAGUGCAUAUAUUAUGUGAAUCUCUAUUUAUCGUGUGGAGAUAUGGUUCUGGUGCGAUCAUGUCCUUCUAAUAUUCUUUGAAGUAAAGGUUUUGUUCCAAAAUGUUGUUAUUGAAAAUUAAUCGCUGCAUACACGUUAUUAGAAACAUAUUUCUUUAUUGGAAGAUAAAAAAGUUAAAAAUAAGAUAUUAUUUUGACGUUACUUUGUUACAUUUGUAGAAGUGACGUCACUAGAGUUUUGAAAUCAAUGUUUAUAAAGGGAUACUUUAAUCUUGAAACAACCUACCAAAUGAUUUUUUUACACAAACAUACUUUGCACUUGAUUAUAUAUGGAUGAGGAAUCGGUCGCACCAAAACCGUAGAAAGUUCCCUAAAAUUAUAUUAAGUUCGAUGCUCACGUCUUGAUAGGACGGUAAAGCAUCGCAUGUAAAAAUAUACAAUCCUUUAUUCACUUAAUAUUGUAAUGCAGUUGUUGAGUAAUGGUUUAUUACGAAGCGAAAUAGCGACAAUUUUGUCUCAGCGAAGGCAAAAAUUCUUUCGAUUUUCAACCUUAUGUCGUCAUAGUAAUGUCAUUAUCAUUCUCAAGCCUCCUUUGGAGCAAGCAUUAUUGAUUUCGAUUAUUAUUAUUCAUAAAGUAUUGUGUUAUACAAUUCCCAAGAAUUUGGUAAAAGAAAUAUAGUCGUCUGUGAAACAAAGGUGGCACCAAGAUACCAUUGAACAACAUAAUGGUCCUAUCUUUUAUACCAUGUGUCAAGGCAACGGUGAAGAGUUUAGGUGCAAUGGUAUCUUCCUAUUCUACUUUUAUUGCUGAAAUUAAUAACUGGUCUUAACCUUAAGCACUAGCUGUCAACCGCGCGGCUAGUCGCUCCCUGCGGUUGACCGCUUUUCCAAUUUAAUAUGCGUCUGUUGAUACGAACCGCCUAGGGGGUCAACCGCUAGUGCAUAAGAGGCUUUAGUCUCUGGAUCAAUAUUUGUUUUAGACAGAAAUUGUCAAAAAUCGACCUUAUUCCACGGAUUUUGGUUUGAAAUCAGUUUUUAAUUUAAUUUCAGCCGUAAGUGAUAGUCAGAUUAGUGAUCGUGCACUGUGACCUGCAUCGUAGCCACAUUUCACUACAUAGUAUAAAACAAAGUCGCUAUCCGCCGUCUGUCCCUUUGUAUGCUUAGAUCUUUAAAACUACGUA
This is a messenger RNA of Spodoptera litura, 4024 nucleotides long. RefSeq lists its product as uncharacterized. NCBI's taxonomy places the organism in Eukaryota, Metazoa, Arthropoda, Insecta, Lepidoptera, Noctuidae. The record is from RefSeq and is a predicted model, not a curated record.